Messenger RNA from Amoebophrya sp. A25, 3076 nucleotides. The record is from the annotation of a GenBank genome assembly. NCBI's taxonomy places the organism in Eukaryota, Dinophyceae, Syndiniales, Amoebophryaceae.
UACAUACAUUCAACAUAGUAGGUUCUUGAUGCAUGGUUGAUUUAGACAAGUUCACUAUAAGUAGCGGAACUCCGGUCGUUAUUGAAAAUAUGACGGACCUUUCGGAGAAGAAAACGCUUCCGAUCCUGGACAGUGAUGAAGCAAAAGCGUAUGUGCGGCAACGACUGCGGCAGCACUUCGGGCUUGUUGCCUCGGAGAAGGAGGAAAAUGCUUUUGCUGAGAAGGAGGAGAAAAGCGGAAGUUCGGUUGACGAAGCAAACACAGUAUUAGAUGACAAAGUUGUAACGGAGAUGGCUCAUGCCACGCAAGUGGACGAGAAAGCGGACAAGAAAGACGAGGACGGCUCUUGGUCUGAGCUUCUUCGUAAAGUCUAUCAAGACCGGAAAAAGCAGUGGCUAAGUCCAAUGCAGCAUCAUCCCGCUAACGUAGACGAUCGAAUAGGGGCCAACAAAGCAGAAUAUAUCCGGAAUGUGAAAUUCUCAUAUCUUCUUGAAAAGGAUCAAGUGCUCGCAGAAGAUCAUGCGCGUAGUGGAAGUACCUCCGAACGAAGUGUCACUUGUGUUGAGGAAGGUAAUCUCAAUGUUGGCUACGGGUCUACUGGGGUCACAAUGGAGCAGGCUUUACAUCUCUUAUUCCGUAUGGAGCAUGAUGGCCCGAAGAACUACGCGACCCACAAAAAUGUCGAAAUCACGCUGAAAGUUGAUGGACACCCAAGGGCUUUCAUCGUGAUAGAACCUGGCCUAUUGUCGAUCGUGGUGAAUCAUUCUGGCUGUAUUCUGUAUGUUUUAGCGGAUCGAAACUGGCUGUUGGAGAUGAGCAAGACAAGACCUGUUGCUGGCAAAAGCAGGAAGAAAAUAAUGGGAGAGGAAGGAGAGGCGAAGGAGGACGAUGGAACAACAAUAGGGAGUGGCACCGGAGAUGAGAAAUCAUCAUCGCCUGAUGCUGAACAAGUCAACGUCGCUGAUACCGCAAAACUCGCAAAAAUUGCUGCUUAUGAAAAGCUCUUUGAUGACAUUGACGACGACAAACUACAAGGAGAAGCACAAGCACAUGAACAAGCACCAGGUGCAGAGGACAGUACUAGUACACGUAUUGUAGGAGCAGGAGUAAGGAGUAAAGCUCCUGCUGAGGCCGACGCGUCUGACAUCACGGGCGCAGCUAAGAUCAGAAGAAAUAAAGUUGCCUACGAAGCUGAGUUUUGGGAGUCGUUGCCGUUUUCUUUCUACGAAACCAAAUACAGCAAAAAGAACCGUGACCAGCUCGUGGACCAGGAGACAAAAGUUUCCUUUAGGACUGAAAUUGGAGAGCUCAAUUUGGCCCCAUCGGUCUCUAGACCUUCAGAAUCUUCGACCUUUUGCGUCGAGUCAAAGUUGCAUUCCCUGAACGAAUUCUUUGAGCGGAGAGGAGCUUACUCCGUUACACCUGCAGCUACUGGUUGGGAUCACAAAAAAACUCAGCCUAGUAACGCUAUGAACGGGAGUGAAGGCAACGAUAAGAAGAACGACGAACAGAAGACUGCCGUAGACGAGCUAAAGACAUCGAGUAGCUCAAGUUCUUGUACAAGUGUGUGCAUCCUUCGCACGAAGUACCAAGGGGCCAUUUGGGAGGAAGCAGAGCCUUUUGCGAGACUGCACAUGCGUUGCGCGGACGUACAGUUCCCGAGAAAUACGACGAUCAAUAUCGAGUCCGCCAUCGAGGAGGAGCAGUACAAUGUCUAUCGCAAAACAAGGGACCGCAUGCGUGCUUUCGGUUUCGCCGAGGAGCCAGCUGAUGACGAUAAUGAAAAUCCUCUAAAACAAAAUGAGGACGAUAACAAAAGUAGCGGUGUAGCAGGAGAUGAUGAUAGCAGCCUUACUUCCGCAGAGAAGAAUAGCAACAAGACAGAUGUGGUGGACGAGAGCAAGAAGUUUUCACCUACGUCAAGAGUUUCCGGUAAGCAUCAAGCCGAGCAGGGUCAAGUUUUCCAUUUCGGGCCGCAGCAUCACUGUAUGGUUCGGCUUUUCGCGGAGGCUGAUAGAUGCGACGAGAUUUGGCAAAAGCUUGUUAUCUUUGAUAUCAGGAAGCCUGAUGGGUCUCGGUACGAAAGGAAGGAGAUCGAAACCUUUCUCGACAGCUCUCUUCUGGAUUCAUCUAGGAGUACUACUUCCUCGAUUGCAACAAGAACUGCAAGCGCAACAAAUGGGAAUGAGGCAACGAGCUCCACCGAUACGGCUUGUAGUACAACUUUAACAAAAUUAUCACAUGGCACAGCGUUAACGAGUAAAGAAAAUGUUGCAGCUCCUCAAGAACAAGAACAGAAAGGCCCUUGUUGCGUUUUGGCCCCUCUGGUAAUGCAUCUGUCGCUCGCCGAGUUGAUGCAAUCGUCAGGCAGCUUUGGAAACCUUUAUGGCAAACGCACAGCCACUCUCUCGCGAAAUCUCUAUUUUCCAAGAAACACGAGCGUUAACCCUUUUUUCGCGCAGCUCGAACACGCUUUAGCACCGAACCUUUCCUUAGAUCAGCAGAAAUUGGAAGUCGAUAAAAUGGACAACUUCUUAAGCGAAGGUUACGUUUUUCGGUUUUGCAAUAUACCUUUGGUGGAGAAAACAGAUCAGAUUCAGUUCCAGGGAAGUACCGUGAUGAACCCGAAUUUUGGCGAAUUACUAGUCAAAUACAAAAAUUUGGAUUUCGACAAAUUCAUUGAUUUGAGGAAUCACCAUAAGAAUGCUGGAGGUGAUGCUUGUCCUGCCUCCUCGAAAAAGAAUGUUAAAAAAGGGAAGGGUGACAAACACAAAGUAAUUAUGUUCUAAGAUCGAGCUAAGACGCACUAGUACAGAAUCAUAUGGUGAUGUAGAAAGGUUUUGUUUAGUGGAGAAAGAAGAAGUGCCAUCAUUUUUAUUGCACAGUGGUUCUCUGACAGAUCUCAUUGUUCACGAGCUGACAUUUAUUCCAUGGUUGUAAUUGUUUGCUUUGAAAGACACAUCAUUCGUUUUGAUGCUUCAGUGGCUGACAUAAGAUGAAAACUGUCUUGGAAAUGCUCAUACGAGGAGGUGGCGGCUUUCAAUUGAAAUUCUACCCUCGCCAUUGGCUUUGGAAU